Messenger RNA from Solea senegalensis (Senegalese sole), 585 nucleotides. RefSeq names its product fibronectin type III domain-containing protein 5-like. The record is from RefSeq and is a predicted model, not a curated record. The transcript has 5 exons. NCBI's taxonomy places the organism in Eukaryota, Metazoa, Chordata, Actinopteri, Pleuronectiformes, Soleidae. Gene Ontology annotation, molecular function: protein binding. Bases 61 to 585 code for a protein of 174 amino acids.
UCGCACGAUGAUGAUGGUGAUGAUGGUGACGAUGGUGAUGAUGGUGGUGGUCAGUUACGGAUGUCGUGCUUCAUGAGGUUGUGGCGUCUCGGCAGGUGGAACAAUGGGAGUGUGGAGGAGGUUGCGCUCCAUGUGGCGUCUCUCUGCGUGUGGAGUGGACGGGAGUACAAAACUGCCGCGGUGCGGGACCUAAAUAUCACAGCCUGCGUCACUCAGCUCGUCAUCAUCAUCGUCGCAGAUAGCUUAUCACCUCCUGUCAAUGUGACCAUCAAAGCGCUGAAGGCAAACUCUGCUGUGGUGACAUGGGACAUCCCCGAGGGAGACUCCGUCAUUGGCUUUGCCAUCACACAGCAGAAGAAAGACGUGCGCAUGCUGCGAUUCAUCCAGGAAGUCAACACCACCACUCGCUCCUGUGCAUUAUGGGACCUGGAGGAGGAGACGGACUACAUUGUGCGCGUCCAGUCCAUCAGCAUGUCUGGGACAAGCCCGCCGAGCGAACUGCUGCGCUUCAGAACGCCGAAGGAGGCGGAGACUCAGGCCUCUAAGAGUAAAGACACUGAGUCCAGAGGGAACUUGGCCUCUUGA